Messenger RNA from Camelina sativa (false flax), 1094 nucleotides. RefSeq names its product ubiquinone biosynthesis protein COQ4 homolog, mitochondrial. The record is from RefSeq and is a predicted model, not a curated record. Gene Ontology annotation, cellular component: mitochondrial inner membrane. Gene Ontology annotation, biological process: ubiquinone biosynthetic process. Lineage: Eukaryota; Viridiplantae; Streptophyta; Magnoliopsida; Brassicales; Brassicaceae.
AGUUUCUUUUCCUCUUUUACAUCAAAGGUGUGUUUCUUAAACCCUAAAAUUCUCCAGAUCGCUUUGAUUUCGUUUCUUCGAUCGUAGUUUCCACUGAUUUAAAUACUCGAUUAUGCUUAUGAAUUAUGGUGUUUUAUCCUCAAUUUUAGGAGAUUUUGUCUCUUCGUAGAUUCAGGAAUUUAGAAUAGGUGACUCGAUUCCAAUGGUUUUGGUUCUGAUUGUUCUUCGAAUUUAAUCAGAGAGAUCUCUACGAACGAUGAUCAUCGAAAGAGCUCGAGUUCCGUUGAGGCUAUGGCAACAAGCUGCGGUGGCGAUGGGAUCUGCUAUCGGUGCGUUGGUAGAUCCUCGUCGAGCUGAUCUGAUCGCAGCUCUCGGUGAAACCACCGGUAAACCAGCUUUUGAAAUGGUUCUUGAGAGGAUGAAGAAGAGCGAAGAAGGAAGAGCUAUACUAUUGGAGCGUCCUCGUGUUGUGUCAGAGCAAGUAGGUCAUGCUUGGGAUCUACCAGACAACACAUUUGGAGCUGCAUAUGCUAAAUUCAUGGGAUCUAGAAACUUCUCUCCAGAUGAUCGUCCUCCCGUAAGAUUCAUGGAGACGGAUGAGUUGGCUUACGUAGCGACACGGGCUCGUGAAGUUCAUGACUUAUGGCACACUCUGUUUGGCCUUCCUACGAAUCUUAUCGGAGAGUCGGCUUUGAAAGUUAUAGAGUUUGAGCAGAUGUAUCUACCGAUGUGUAUGCUUUCUGUGAUUGGAGGCACUGUGAGGUUUAACGAGAAGCAGAGAUCAAUGUUCUUGAAACAUUACUUUCCUUGGGCUGUUCGAGCAGGAAGGCAAUGCACUGACCUCAUGUCUGUGUACUAUGAGCGUCACUUUAGUGAAGACUUGGAGCAAGUUCGAAGAAAAUGGGGAAUCAUCCCAGCUCCUCAACAUCCUAAAUGAUAAAAAUCCAGUGUCAUUUAGUUGAGCAAUGAUGACAAUAAAAUACUUAAUGGUUUCAUAAAUUUGGUAGUGUUAAAGUGUUUUAUGAUAUUUAUGCUUACCACUUUACGAGAAUAGAAAGAACAAAAUAAAAAUCUCAGUAUUUCUAUUUUUACCA